This is a messenger RNA of Trypanosoma theileri, 618 nucleotides long. RefSeq lists its product as uncharacterized. Lineage: Eukaryota; Euglenozoa; Kinetoplastea; Trypanosomatida; Trypanosomatidae. Bases 1 to 618 code for a protein of 205 amino acids. The transcript has a single exon. The record is from RefSeq and is a predicted model, not a curated record.
AUGUUUGGUGGGGUUCCACGACUGCAAGGCCGUCUGGCGGUUCUCGCGGGUCCUGCGGCAUUCCGCCGCCUCACGACUGCCGCCCCCGCCCCCGCUGGAGAAGCCGCCGCCGUUUCAUCCUCCUCCUCUUCUUUUUCUCUUACCGCUCCCUCCUCCAUUUCUCCCUUCUUCUCCUCCUCUUACUUGUGGGGGCGGCGGGGGUACGGCGGGCCGACGCGGGUGCGACUGGCCCGCCGCAUCAAAGGCCGCCGCUCACGGCACCGCGAGCCGGCGGAGGGCGAUUGGCUCUGCCAGUGCGGCGAACUCAACUACAAAUCGAAGCGGGAGUGUUUUAAGUGCGGCGCCCCCGCCCCGCCACUCCCGCCAGGCGUCCGGCGUCCAUCACUCCCCGGCGAGGACCCACACGACUGGGCAUGUCCGUGCGGGCAGAUGAACUUCCGCGGCAGUGUCGUUUGCCACAAGUGUCAGCAGCCCAAACCAGCACCGCCGCCGCUUCCAGGAAAAGAAGUGACACUCUGGACAUGUCCAAAGUGUAAAGGGGUAAACAGAAAUGUCAGGAAAUUCUGCUUUAAGUGCUCAGCACCGUCACCGUUGCUCACAUUUAAACCUGUGGUUUAG